UUGAGAUCAUUCGUGUUUUAACUUUUGAGUGAAUUAAAUCAUAUUGGAAAGAAAUUUAUACAAAUAUUGGUAUAUUGACAUAUUUAAAAAUUUCGUUACCAUUCAGCCAAAUAUACAUACAUAUAUUGAAUGUUCUUUAGUAAGAUUGAAGUACACAUCAAUAUUAUAGCGUUAUUGUUAAAAGUGAAGAAAGGUUGUGAAAGUGCCACAACAAUCGACUGACGAAAGAGCCAGAAAAAGCAAGGCGAUAUAGUGAAUCAUAUUAAUUACAAAGUUACAAAAGUAAAAAAGGCGAAUCUCUAACGAAUAAAUAAUUCUAAAAAACCUGUGCCACCGCUCCGUGUGGAGUUUUUGGGCAUAAGUGUAAACAAUUGACUAAUAUCGAAGACGAAAAAUAAUUUUCGUAGUUUUGGCAAACAUAUAUAUAUAUAUUAAAUUUAAAAAUGAAUCUAUCAUUUGCUGGUUGUGGAUUCUUGGGUAUUUAUCAUGUGGGCGUGGCAGUAUGUUUUAAGAAAUAUGCACCACAUCUGCUGCUGGAGAAGAUUGGAGGCGCAUCUGCGGGAUCUCUUGCUGCUUGUUGUCUUCUUUGCGAUUUGCCGUUAGGAAGCAUGACAUCUGAUUUCUUCCGUGUAGUCAAUGAAGCCCGCCGUCAUUCCCUUGGUCCAUUCAGUCCCUCAUUCAAUAUACAGACAUGCCUCUUUGAAGGCUUACAAAGGCACUUGCCUGAGGAUGCGCAUUUGCGUGUUAGCGGACGAUUACACGUCUCGAUGACCCGUGUACAUGAUGGUGAAAAUGUGAUCAUUUCAGAAUUCGAGUCCCGAGAUGAACUCUUACAGGCACUACUGUGUGCGUGUUUUAUACCAGGCUUCUCAGGAAUACUACCACCACGAUUUCGAGGUGUACGUUAUAUGGAUGGUGCUUUUUCCAACAAUUUGCCAAUUUUGGAUGAGAACACAAUUACAGUCAGUCCUUUCUGCGGUGAGAGUGAUAUUUGUCCACGUGAUAUAAGCUCUCAACUCUUCCAUUUGAAUUGGGCAAACACAAGCAUAGAAAUAUCGCGUCAGAAUGUCAAUCGCUUUGUUCGUAUUCUAUUCCCACCACGUCCAGAAUUUCUAUCGAAAUUCUGCCAGCAGGGAUUCGAUGACGCGAUGCAGUUCCUUCAACGUAACAACCUGAUAAACUGCCGUCGUUGUGUAGCUGUUCAGUCGACAUUUGUAGUGUCAGAAACUGUGGCUCAACCCCAGGACUUUGAUCCAGAAUGUAGGGAGUGCAAAAAGCAUAGAAAUGACGCUUUAAGCUCAAAUAUGCCACAGACUGUUUUGGAUGUCAUUCAGGAUUACAUUGAGCAAGCUAACAAGGGCUUGGCUAAUUGGUUAUUCAAACAUCGUGGAGUAAAAUUGCUUUCGUUACCAGCAACAGUACCCUUAGAUUUCUUCAUGGCAACAGUAUCAAAGAUUGUUGAACUAACACCCAUAUUGGCCAAACACAUUCGCGAGAAGGUUUUAACUGCUCUCAAACAGAUAAUUGAAUUGUUGCAGUCGGAGAUAUUAAGCAAAGUGACGGUCUGUGAUUCGCCACACUUUGACACCACCGGUUUAUUACACUCCAGCCGUCUCUAUGGACCAAGAGUAUCAAUAUUAGUUGACGAGUGCGGCGCACCAUCGGUAGACGGAGACGUAGACCAUUACGAACAUGUUUUAAAAGUAACUACUCACAACGAUGCGCUUUACGCUUAUUAUUAUACCGACGAUCUAACAAAUAAAGUAAAAGUGACAGAAAUAUUCGAAAUGGACGAAGACGAGAAACUAGCCACUGAUCCGAAAUUAUACGAAGGUGUUAUCGAAGAUCAUCCAAAUCCUCGUCAACAUCAUCAUGACGUUGUUAGCGAAUGGAAUGGCAUAGAGUCUGCCUUCUACAUAGAUGAAUAUGCGACAAACCAAAUUCCUUCCGAACGACAAGAUACGACGCCAACAGCAACGACUAAUAAUUAUGUAGUGAAUAAGAUUGAAGAUCAAAUUGUGAAAGGCGAUAAUAUUAACGAGGAAAACGAGACAGGAGUAUUCAGCGAUCCCGAAGUGGAUCAGUACUUUAAUACGCAAAGGCCAAGAAAUAGUGGUCAAACGAUAUGAAUGCUUGAAAUGACAUUCAAUUAAUCAUCAACUAAUCGUGUAUCUCUAUGCAUUUAUCUAUAUAUGUAAAUAUAUAUAAUAUAUAUAUAUGUAUAUACGUAUAUUCCGGACUUGCCAUUAAUUAGUUAAAUACAUAUAUAUAUAUAAAUCAUCAACUAGUAGUAUAACACUUCAAACCUUGAAAAGUUCGAACAUUGUUAGAACCCUUUCGCAAAACUAUCAGUAAAAUUUGUAUUAUUUAACCAAUUGGUUAAACAAUACAAUUUUUACUGAUUCAAUUAUGUUAUAAUCUAAACUGUUGUAAUCCUAACAAGAGUAAGUUAUUAUUAUUGUAGCGAAACAAUCAUUUUAAUUUGAUCGUAUGCAUACACUAAAUUGGAAUCUGCGAGUUCGGCAGCUUACACAACGCUUUGAAGUCACGCCCAACCACUUGUAGAUGAAAAUUGCUAUAAAUGCGCAACUACAGGGACCUGAUGAUUUAUAAUUAGUUUCAAAUAUUUACGCUUUUUUCAUCGCAACGGUUGGGUGUGUGCAUUCAUGGAAAAUAUUUAUGCAACAAAAAAGUAUUUAAAACUUAUAUGUCAAGUUACUUGUGUUCUCAUCACAAAGCUGACUACACACAAAAUUUCUCUUAAUUUUCCGUGUACGUCAAAAUUCUACAUUCUAAGAUUUUUGGUUUUUAUGUAUUUUCGAAAUGCAAUAAUCUUUUAAGUAACAUACAUAUAUACAUAUAUAAAUAAUAUAGUGUCGUUAUACAUAAAAAAUCGACAGAAUGUAUUUAUAAAGUUUUAAUUACAAGGCUAUUUUAUCCAUCUAUGCUAUUUUAGAUUUAAUAUUCUAUAUAUGCAAGCAUUAUGAGUAAUCCUAUGUAAUUUUUCCUUCAGUCAUAAAUAAAAAAUCAGGCAUUUUAAUCGAUAAAUG
Messenger RNA from Ceratitis capitata (Mediterranean fruit fly), 3050 nucleotides. It is a transcript of the gene bmm, whose product is annotated as patatin-like phospholipase domain-containing protein 3. Bases 444 to 2129 code for a protein of 561 amino acids. The record is from RefSeq and is a predicted model, not a curated record. Gene Ontology annotation, cellular component: membrane; cytoplasm; lipid droplet. The transcript has 8 exons. Gene Ontology annotation, biological process: lipid homeostasis; triglyceride catabolic process. Gene Ontology annotation, molecular function: triacylglycerol lipase activity. NCBI's taxonomy places the organism in Eukaryota, Metazoa, Arthropoda, Insecta, Diptera, Tephritidae.